Molecule: messenger RNA, 2075 nt
Organism: Physella acuta
Lineage: Eukaryota; Metazoa; Mollusca; Gastropoda; Physidae
Product: calcium-binding mitochondrial carrier protein SCaMC-2
Biological process (GO): transmembrane transport
Cellular component (GO): mitochondrial inner membrane
Molecular function (GO): calcium ion binding
Source: RefSeq, a predicted model, not a curated record
AAUACGUUAUACAAAAAAGUUAGACGAACACAUCUAGACCUAGAAUCUAGUUGCCGGCUAAAAAUUGCAAAGCAAAAUGGCGACAAAAGCUACUGAAAAUGCGAAAGAGGAGGAGAUUCCGCUUUCGCCAGAGGAAGAAAAAACACUGCACGAAUUCUUUUCGAAGCUAGAUAUAAAUCAAGAUGGAAAGCUGGAUUUAAAUGAUUUAAAGAAGGCUAUGUCUGCUAUGCAGCUACCCCAGAUUCCUGGUCACGCAGAGAAAUUCUUUGAAAAAUAUGAUAAAAAUUUAGAUGGCAAAAUCAACUUUGAAGAGUUUGUCAGAUAUGUUACUGACCACGAGGCGGAGCUUAGAUCCUACUUCAAGAAAAUUGACACAAAUUCAGAUGGCUUUGUUGAUGCUGCUGAAAUUGUGGAAUCUUUUAAGAAACUCGGCGUCCAUCUUGAAUUAUCUGAGGCUGAAAAGUUGUUAAAAAGAAUGGACAAGGAUGGAACGUUGAAAAUUGACUGGAAUGAAUGGAGAGAGUACCUUAUCUUGACUCCUAGUCAAAGCAUACAUGACAUACUUCACUACUGGAGGCAUUCAUCAAUCAUAGACAUAGGUGAGAAUGGUUUGGUUCCAGAUGAUUUCACAGAGACUGAACUUAAAACUGGUAUGUGGUGGCGGCACCUUGUUGCAGGGGGAGCUGCUGGAGCUGUUUCUAGAACAGCCACCGCACCACUAGACAGGUUGAAAGUUUUGUUGCAGGUACAUGGAUCAAGUAAAAACAACCUAACUAUCAGAUCUGGGUUCAAACAAAUGCUUGAAGAGGGAGGAAUUAAGUCUCUGUGGAGAGGAAAUGGUGUUAAUGUGAUUAAAAUUGCACCGGAGUCUGCCAUCAAGUUCAUGGCCUAUGAACAGAUUAAAGCAUUGUUUAAGGGUGACUCAAAUAAAGAGCUUGGUGUGAUAGAAAGGCUUCUGUCAGGAUCAGCUGCUGGAGCUAUCUCACAGACUUUGAUUUAUCCAAUGGAGGUGUUAAAGACAAGACUUGCUCUCCGUAAGACUGGUCAGUACAAUGGAAUUUUCGAUUGUGCAAGAAAAGUUGCUAAACAUGAAGGACUUGGCAGUUUCUAUAGAGGUUAUGUCCCCAACUUGCUUGGCAUUAUCCCAUAUGCUGGUAUUGACUUAGCUAUCUAUGAGACUUUAAAGAAGCUUUACAUGCAGAAAAAUAAAGGCCAGGACCCUGGCAUUAUGGCCUUAUUGGUGUGUGGAACUGUUAGCAGUACUUGUGGUCAACUAGCCAGUUAUCCCCUGUCACUUGUUAGAACAAGGCUACAAGCACAAGCCCAAUCAGGAUCUGUUAAAAAGGACACAAUGACUGGGCAGUUCAAGUACAUCUUAAAGCAUGAUGGACCCAAGGGGUUGUACAGGGGUAUUGCACCCAACUUUCUCAAGGUGGCACCAGCUGUUAGUAUAAGCUAUGUUGUGUAUGAGCAAGUCCGUUCAGCCAUGGGUAUAAAAAUGUCUUAGGUUUUUUCAUACAUUUGUUGAUUCACUUUGUUAGGGACUUACGGCUUUUUAGACGAUAAGAUUUUUUUAAAACUUGCUAGUUCAUACAGAUUGCUUUUGCACAAAGUAUUCUUGCAAAAUCUGAUUACAUUCAUUAUGUCUAGUGAAAAUAAGUAUGGAAUUUUGUUAGUAGGUGGUAAAAGAAAAAUCAGUUUUACUGUCUCAUUUAUAAAGUCAAAGAACUGAUGUUAAUAUCUUUUGUUGUGAUCUCACUGCUGAUGUCAUUGAUUACUUUAUUAUGACUAUCUUAUUACUUUACUUUGAAUUACAAUGUCAGUAGUCCAACAUGUUUUGGUUAGUAGGUUCAUUGUUUUUUAUUCAACACUUUUUUGACAGUAUUUAGUCAUCUUUAUCAAAAAUAUUUUAACACGACAUAUAGGUGUUGUUGCUUAUGUAGUUUAGAUUCCCACAAUUUUCACUAGCUUUUUUUUUUUUUGUAUUUCAAGGUUAUACCUUUUGAAAUACCAGAAAUUUUUAUUUCAGUACAAAUCAUGGCUUAAAUAGUUUUUAAAUUUUAGAUGGAACUUAU